AUGGACGCUGCAUUCAUUUGGAAUUUAUCUAAACUUGGACGUAUUGGAUCAAGACGUUUACAAUUUGAUGAUGAUUUUGCUGAUCGUUUAAAUUAUCAAUAUACAAGUGUAUUAUUAUUUUUAUUUAUUGGUCUAAUUGGUGUACGUCAAUAUGUUGGGAAACCUAUUCAAUGUUGGAUUCCACAAGAAUUUACAAGAGGAUGGGAAGAAUAUGCUGAAAAUUAUUGUUGGGUAGCCAAUACAUAUUUUGCCCCAGUUGAAAAUCGUUUACCACCAAUACCAGAUAGACGUGAAUCAUUAUUAGUUUAUUAUCAAUGGGCACCAAUUGUAAUGGCUGCACAAGCAUUAUUAUUUUAUUUACCAUGUUUAUUAUGGCGUUUAGGUAUGGCACAUUCUGGUUUUAAUUUACAUCGUAUAUUACAAAUGGCUGCUGAAGCUAAUGAAAUUUUACCAGAAGCAACAGCUAAAACUGUACGUAUAUUGUCAUAUUAUAUGAAAAGUUGUAUACAACGACAAAGAUUAUAUAAAUAUACUAAUCAAUAUAAAGAUAUUGAACUUGACAACCAAUUUGAUAAUGAAACUAUCCAUGAAGGGGAACAGUUUUUACAUACAUGUAUAUUAGAUAAUAAAGAUCAAACAUUUAAAAAUCUGAAUACCAAUCUGGUCUAUACAUCAAAUCAUAUUUGUCCAAAUGAAUUGAUUAAAGGAGAAAAUUCAUUUCAUAUUAUAUCAAAAACAUUUAAUGAUAAAACAAUGAGUAUGGUAAAAUUAUCAAAUGAAGAAAGAAUUUGUAAUGAAACUAUAGAACCAUCUAUGAGUUCGAAUUCAUCAUCAGAAAAUUUACGUAAAGGACGUGGACGUAAACCAGCUCCACCACCACCGCCAUCAAAAUUGAAAAACACUUCUAUCCAUUCAAUACAUGAUCAUCAAAGAUCCCAAUUAGAAGAACAAAAUAUUAAAUCUUCAGAAAAUAUUAAUAAUUUUCAAGAAAGUAGAAAGAUAUCAACUUGUAAAGUUGUAACAGAAAAUGGAGAAUUAAAUCAGACGAUUAAAAAUCUUCAUAAAACAGACAAGAAAUUACCCCUUUUCACUUAUUUCAAAUGUCAUUUAUUAUGGUGUGGUAAACAACAUGGAAAUUACUUGGUUACACUUUAUAUGUUUGUUAAAUUUAGUUAUUUAUCUAAUGUGAUUGGACAAAUUUAUUUAAUGCAAUAUUUUAUUGGUACAAAAUAUACAUUAUAUGGUGCACAAGUAUUAAUUGAUUUAAUUAAAGGACAAGAAUGGCAUCAUUCAGGACAUUUUCCAAGGGUUACAUUUUGUGAUUUAGAAGCUAAAAAAUUAGGUAAAAAUCAUGUCUAUACCUUACAAUGUGUGUUACCCUUAAAUAUGUUUUUAGAAAAAAUUUAUAUCUUUUUAUGGUUUUGGCAUGUAUUAAUUGCAUUCAUUAAUUUAAUUAGUUUUAUUUUAUGGAUUUAUCGAUUAUUUUAUCAAAAAUCAAAAAUUAAAUUUAUUACAAAUUAUUUAAAAAUUUUAAAUUUAAUCCCUAGCAACAAUAAUAACACCACUCACAAUAACACCCAUAGCAACAAUCAAAAAGAAAUAAAAAUAAAAAAUAAAAUUAAUCAAUUUAUUGAUUAUUAUUUAGGUUUAGAUAGUUUAUUUAUUAUUUAUUUAAUUACAUCAAAUUGUGGUUUAUUAUUAGCUAGUGAAUUAACAGCUGAUUUAUGGAAAAAUUAUGAAUAUUUAUUAAAUGAAAAAAUCAAUAAUAAUCAAAAUCAUAAAAUUAAAAAAAAAUUUUUUCUCAAUAAAAAUCAAAAAAAUAAUCAAUUAUUCAAUAAAUCAAUAAAUUCAAUUAAUAAAAUAGAUAAUAAUAAUAAUAAUAAUAAUAAUAAUAAUGAUAAUAUAAUAAUCAAUCAUAUUUAUAAAGAGUCAUCGAUACAACCAUUAGAUAAAUCAAUAACAUCUAAUAAUAUAAUUAAUGAUUCUAUAUUAUAUAAUUGUUCACCAAUUACAACCAUUAAACCUAUACCCAACAAUAAUAAUAAUAAAAUAAAAUCAAUACAAACAUAUCGAUCACAUAUUGAACGAUUAGGUAAUUCAUCAGAUGAUAUUGUUUAAAAGGAAAAAAAGAAACCUAAAAAACAAUUAUAUAAUUCAUUCCAAAAAAUAAACAAAAAGAAAAAAAAAUGAUUUUAUUGCCAUGACAACUAUAUUUUUAAAAAAAAAGAAAAAAAUGUGACCAUUUCAUGAUUAGACUAUAUUGUUAGUUUGUUGAAAGAUAACAAUUCUUUCUUCCUUUUUUGUUUUGUUUUGUGAGGUUUAGUACAUUAAUUAUUCUGAUGAUGACUUGACAAUUAAUCUGCCUAAUUUUUUUAAUAGUGGGAUUAUAUAUAUAUAUACUUACUUACCUACUUACGCCUGUUACUCCUCGUGGAGGAGCAUAGACCACUCACCGGAUUAUAUAUAUACACAUAUUAUCUAAUCUGUUCAGUUUUAUUUAAACAAAGAAUAUAACAGAUAUGUUUGAAAAUGAGAAUCUUGAUUUUUUUAAAAAAUAUUCAUUUUAAUUAACCAAUACUACUUACUAUUAAUACUACUAAUUAUUAGCUUUAUUAAACAACAUGUUAGAUUGUUAACAUUUAAUAAAG
This is a messenger RNA of Schistosoma rodhaini, 2648 nucleotides long. Lineage: Eukaryota; Metazoa; Platyhelminthes; Trematoda; Strigeidida; Schistosomatidae. The record is from the annotation of a GenBank genome assembly.